AUGGAAGCCAUAUCAAAAGGAAAGAGUGAUCUCAUCCUGGCCUCCGUCCUCCGUAUGGAGAGAUUUCUGAAACAGAUGGACUCCAAAAUAAACGGACCUGGCCAAUUUUCUACCUGCCGGCCCCCCAACGGGGGGAUCGGAGAGAUCGGAGAGGUUGCAUCCCCGAUGGGCCCUUACUCGAUGACCUCCGGGGGCGGCGGCCUUCGCGGCAAUCUCGAAUUUCCUCUUCAUAACUGGCUACACAAUGUGCAAAACGCAAGCAUCUCUCGCUUGCAUACGUCAACGGCAGAAUCCAUCCUCGAAUGGCCUCAUUUCGACGCCUACGCCGCCCUCCGCCCCCGAACAUCAGUUUCGAUUUUCAACCUGGAGCAAGCCCGGACGCCGCUAGGGGCCAGUUGGCAGCUCCCCAUGUUGCCCUUCGCCAGCGCCAGCGAUAUCGACAGCAUCAUUCAAACAUUCCAACAGAACAUCAACUUCUGGUACCCGACCAUGGCCAUCAGCGUUCUGGAUCCGCUCCGCGAGAAAAUUUCAACCGGCGAUCUCGGCAACGAUUGUGACUCAUGUCUUGCUCUUCUCCUGAUGGCUCUUGGAUGUGCCUGUCAGUCAACCGCAUCGGCCUUGGAUCACGAUGGAGAAGUGGCACGUCCAAAUCUACCACCGGAGAGGAAGAUGAUGGGUGAUAUGUACUUCAACUGUGUCAUGAACAGGAUGCACGUCGCUUACCAAGAAGUCAGUCGAUCCGCUCUGCAGUGCCUACUAUUCACCGCAUUUUACUACGCAUUCUCGCAAAGGCCCUUACAAGCGUGGUCCUUUGUCAACAUGGCUGCUACAAAAUGCCGGGUUCUCUUAUCCUACGAGCCGAUAGGCGCGACGUCCGACGAUCGAGAAUGUAUCCGCCGCGUGUUCUGGUCCUGCUUCAUUUUGGAAAGCGACUACCUCGCCGAGCUGUCCGCCCUGCCCCUUUCUGGCAUCUCCGACAUGGAAUCCUCAGUACCCCUCCCCGCACAGUGCCACACGCACGCCAACACCAUCGAUGAAGAGCGCUCUGCCCUCUAUUUCCUCGCCUGCCUGUCCAUCCGUCGGCUCCUGAACCGAGUACACCACUUACUGUACAGCAAAGACACCGGCGCCUCCCUCGACGACCACCGCUUCCCGAACAUGGUGGCGGAGCUCGAUCAUCAGCUCGAAGAAUGGCGGGAGCUCCUCCCGCCGGCGUUCCAAUUCACGCUAGACACCUCCCCAUCACCCAAUCAGCAGGCGGGCUUCCUCCGUCAGAGAUACUUAACGUGCCGGAGUGUAAUCUACCGUCCGUAUCUCAUGUGGAUGCUAGCCGCCCCCCGCUGGGUGGACCAGAGCGUCUGUGAGUUGUGCAAGAAAUGUCUGGACGCGUGUAUCGAGCACAUUCUCAACUUGCGGAGCUUUUUGCACACGGUUUUCGUGGAUACCUGGAUUUGUUCCUUGUCUAUGGCCGCCGCUAUGCUCAUACUCCUCGCAGGCUAUCGGGUGCCUGGUGUGAAAGCGCAUAUUCGCCCGGAGGCGACAAUUUUAGGACAACACCUCAAAAGCCUCUUGACGAGAUGGAUCACCAUCACCGGCGAGAGCCCGUCGCCGAGCGUACAGCAGGCAAUUCAAUGGAUUGAGAUUGCCGACGAGUUGAUUAGAAAUGAGGCUGGCAGGAGCGAUAUUGGGAGGCGAGAGUGCUGA
Molecule: messenger RNA, 1704 nt
Organism: Rhinocladiella mackenziei CBS 650.93
Lineage: Eukaryota; Fungi; Ascomycota; Eurotiomycetes; Chaetothyriales; Herpotrichiellaceae
Exons: 5
Coding region: 1-1704 (567 amino acids)
Biological process (GO): DNA-templated transcription
Molecular function (GO): DNA binding; zinc ion binding
Source: RefSeq, a predicted model, not a curated record